This is a messenger RNA of Ichthyophthirius multifiliis, 4534 nucleotides long. Its product is annotated as PAS domain S-box family protein. NCBI's taxonomy places the organism in Eukaryota, Ciliophora, Oligohymenophorea, Hymenostomatida. The transcript has 7 exons. The record is from RefSeq and is a predicted model, not a curated record.
AACAGUAUUUUUUUUACCUAUUACUGAAACUUUAAUAUCUAUAGUGCAAUGCGAAGAUUUAAAUGGGUAACAGGUACUCUAAAUAUUUCCUGAUGAUGUACUUUGUUGGUAAGGUUGGCAUUUAGUUCAUGCAUUAAUUUCUAGUAUGUUUAAUUUAAUAUUUAUGACUUUUUCAACAAUAGUUGCUUUGACAUAUUUCGAGCCUAAAAUGACAUCUGGUAAUAGAACUGCUAGAUAAAAUAGUAGAGGAGAGGUUGUAUUUAUAUUAAACAAAGUUGUUUGUUAGAUUCUUUUUUCAUUCCUAACUUAAGGUAAUGAUUGGUUUUUUGUACUAUUGUUAUUUUUCCUUUCUCUUGGGCUACAUUCUGUAUAUAAUAUGGGAGAUCCUUAUUAUGAUGAAGAAGUUGGAAAAUUCUAUAAAGUCGUAACUACUUAUUAUUUAUGGACUAAUUUUAAUUUACUUUUAAGUUAAAUAUUAUCCGGCACUUCUUUUAAUGGAGGUCUUAUAUCUUGGCUUAUUGGAUUACCUUUUAUUGUUCUUAUCAUGAUUACUGAAAAAAAAAGCAGAAUAGAUACACUUAUCAGAUCUUAAAUGAAAUUUAGAAGCGGCGAAUAGAUUUAAGGGCAUUUAAGAUACAUAUUGUAACUUAUUGGUGACUAAAAAAAAGAUAAAAAUGCUUAUAUGUUACUUAUAGGAUAUGUAGAAAAACAUAAGGAAAUUUGUCAAGAAGAAGAUUGCCCUUUAAAAUAAAAAAAAUAAAAAAGAAAAAAUGUCUAAGAAAACGAAAUGGAAGAAACUUGUUUAAAUUUAUUAAAAGAAAUCGAUAGAAUGUAUUAAAAUGGACUAAAAAAGUUCCCUUCUUGUACAAGUCUAAGAAUAUCUUAUGCUUUCUUUUUAAUGGAACGAAUGAAAAAUAAAAGAGAUAAAUCUUAUUAAUAAUUUAAAAUUGCAGAAACAAGUAAACCUUCUUUUGAUUAGUAAUUUAUUAUAUACAGAUAUAAAAAAAUUAUGGAUGAAAACCUAGAUUAAAUAGAAAACGAGAGUUCAGAAAAUGAUAUAGUAAAACUAAUUGCCUUUGAUUCCCAUCUCUAAUAAUGUGAAGAAUAUAUGAAAAUUUCUGCACAGAUGCAUAAAGAGUUUUGGGCUGAAUUAAAAGAGGAAAAUCCUGCUUUGUCAAAAUUGAAUAUAAUAGGUUCUAGAAUUAGUUAAACAGUUCAUGAAGCUAGAUCUCAUUACAAUGAUAUUCAAAAAAUAAAUCCUCGAGUAUUUUAGACUAUAAAAGUAUUUGGAAAAUUCUUAAUAAACGUUCUAAAUGAUAAAGAAAACGGUUUAUAACUACUUGAAAAAGCAAAAUAAAUAUCAUAAUAAGAAGAAUAAAAUGAAGAUAAAAACAAUGAAGGAAUUAAUGAAGAUUACAAAAGUGAGCCUGUAGCAUAUUCCGUAAUAACAAACAAAAAAGGAGAAUAUGGCUAUAUAUAAAGCAUAAACCUUCUUUUUUGUAUUUUAUUCGGAUAUUAAAAAGAAGAGUUAAUCGGCAAGAAAAUAUAAAUGAUAAUUCCAAAUUUAUAUUAGUAAAUUCACGAAACUUUACUUUAAAGAUUUUACGAAAAUAUAACUUUAGGAAUAUUCGAAUCUAAUUAUAUUGGUAUAGAUUAAUAUAAAUUCGGCAGAAAUAAAAAUGGAUAUAUAUUCCCUAUUUUUUAUAGAGUAAAUCUAUUAUUGGAAGACGGUUAUACUUUUAUUGUUAAUUACAAAGUGGAUAAAUUCAUUAAGAAUACAUUCUUUUUAUUAACCGAUCAAUAAGGAAUUAUUACUGAUAUUUCUACAUCUGUUAUUCUAAAUUUUGACAUGGAUUAUUAAAUGAUUAAAAAAAACAAUAUAGAUAUAGAAAGUAUAAUUCCUGAUUGGAAAACAUAGAAUUAAUUUAAAGAAAGAAAUGGUAAAUAAUUCACAUAUUUAACUAACUCUCAUAAAGAAGUCGUUUAUAACUGCACUAUAUAUUAAAUCUGGUUGUGUAUUAAUUUUUUAGAAGAAGAAAUAGAAGAGAAUAUACAUAAAAACGAUAUUAUUGGUUUCACUUUUAAAUUCGAUAAAAUAGAAAAGCCGACUUAAGAAGCUAAAGAAAAUACUAAUAACAUAAAUUAUUUAAAUUUGCAUUAGAAAAAGGUUUAAGAAAAUCCACAAAAAUAAAAUAAUACUCCUCUUGUAAGGCCUAAAAAUACAAAUAAACAAAUCGAUAGUUCUCCUAAUGCAUUAAACAUUAGUUAUUCUUUAAAAUAGAAGCAAUUAUUUGGUAAAUAAAUUAUUUAGGAUUAAUUGGAUUAUUCCAUAAAUAAUAAUAAUAAUAAUCAAAGUGUUGAUGAUUUUAUUAUUUAAGCACCUGCUCAUAUUACUUAGAUGGUUAUUAAUAUGUAUAAAAAAUCGGAAAGUAAUCAUGAAGAUAGUGAUAAUUUAAGAACAGAUGAUUAAUAAUCAGAAGUUAUUUAUGUUAACCUAAAUUAAUAUGAUAUGGGAAUAAGGACUAAAAGAUUAAUUAAUAAUAGAAUUGUAAAUAUUUUAGAAGAUGAUGAGGCUGUAAUUUCUGAAGAUGAUCAAGAAAAUAGCGUUUUUUUUAAUUAAAUUGGAGAUAAAUAUGAAGAUGCUGAAGAUUAUCAUAUAUUUAACUAAACUAAUUCUAUAUAAAUCAUAAGAAAAGCAUUAAGUACAAAUCAUAAUCAUAGUUCUGUUAUCGCAUUUAAAAAAACAAGCUUAACAUGGAUAUUACUUAUAAUAGCAUUAAUAAUAUUUUAAUAUGUAUUUUCAUAUAAUAGAAUGAAAUAAUAUUAACUAUCAUUACCAGUAAUAAAGAAAAUAAAUAAUAGAUUAGUAGAUGAAAACGAAAUAGUAUCAAAAAUAAUAGAUUUGAUAAAUUUAUAAAUGUACCCUUAGUUAAGAAAUAUAAAAAAUGAAUAAAAAAUUCGGGAAGAUAUAGGUAAAAUAAUUGAUGAUAUAAAUUCUAUAAACUCUGAAUUAGGAAAUGAAAAAUAUCUUUCAUAUUUUUAAGAUUUUGAAAUUAAAACUAUAAAAAUGCGUGUUUUUAAAUACAAAAAUGCCAUUUAUAUAGAAAAAGAUAUUGAUUUAUAAAACGCAAUUAUUGUUUUUGCGUCUUUAAGUGAAAAAAUAGGUAAAAUAAAAACCGAAGAAAUUAGUUUAGAAAAUGAAUUCGUAAAUACUAUCUUAUUUAAUUUUUAUAAUUAAUUAAAUGAAGUUUUAAUCAAAUAAUUAGAUCACGUUUUUUCUUUUGUUUCUUAUGAAAUAAACUAACUUGAAAUAGAACUUAUUCUUGCACUUGUAAUAAUUAUUAUUAUUACAUUAUUUGCUAUUUUUUUCUUUAUUUUUCUCACUUUGAUAAUUAAAUCUUAGAGAGAAAGCAUACUUUUCCUUUUUUUGGAUAUUCCUUAAAAACAUGUCUUUUAUUUAUAUAAGCAUUGUGAAAAGUUCUUGGAUUCUUAUAUUUCAAUUAAAGAACUUAUGUCAAAAGUUUAAAAUAAAGGAUUAUAAGAUUCUUCAGAAGAUGAAGAAGAUGAUCUCGAAGAUCAAUAUAUAGAACAAGAAAUGAAAAAUAAUAAUAAAAAAGACAAAAACGAUGAUGAAAACGAGGAAAGUUAAGAAGAACAAAAAAAGAAGAGAAAAAAAAUUAUUAAUAAGUAUAAAUAAAAUAAAUAUCAAGGAAGUUAAUUUUUAAUAAUUAAAUAUAUUUUAAUACUGAUAGUUACUCUUAUUUAUAGUAUAGUUAAUAUAUGGAGUAUUUUUGAUCAAAAACGAUAAAUACUUUUCUUACUUCCUUAAUUUCAUUAAAAUAAUUAAUUAUCCAACUUAUUUUCUUAUUAUCUAAAUACUUAAAAAAUAAUGUUAAUUAAUGAAAAUUACACUGUCAAUGGAUCUUUUGCUGUUUCUUAAGCUUUUGAUAAUCUUAAAAACUUAUUAGGAAAUACAGGAAAAUUAAGAAGAUUUAAUCUUGAAAUAUUAAAUCAAUUACCUGAAUUUAGAGAUUAAUAUAUUUUAGUCUUUUAUGGUAAUGGUUGUUAGUUUUUAACAGAAAUAACUUAAUGUGAAACUAUUAUUGAUGGAAAUUUAAAAUUAGGUAUUAAUAACGUUAUUUAACAUUAUUUUAAUGUUUUCUAAGAAAAUCUUAAUAAAUACUAUGAAAUCGAUAAGUAUUAAAUUAUAUCUAGUAAAUAAUUUAUUGAAUUAUAAGAUUCUUUGUAUUCUAAUUUUAGGAAUAUAGUUGAUUACUUACUUGAGUAUGAAGUUAAACUUAUAUUUGAUGGCAUUGAAUCUACUAUUAAUAUUCAAAGUUUAUUAGUUGCCUUGUUUGCCUUAAUGAUGUUUACCUCAUUUAUUUUAUUUUGGAACCCUUCUAUUAAUAAUAUGAGACUUUAACUAAACUAAACUAUAGAAAUGCUUAAUAUGAUGCCUAUUAAAGUUAUAAAAGAGAAUGUUAAUAUUAGAAGAUUUGUAAAAGCCUUAAUUAAAUAAAUGGAUAAAAAAUGA